GCAGUCAGUAAAGACAUUGAAACCCAAAACCUCUCCAGAAACCUCCACCUGCAACUUUUUGCGCUACUGAGUCACCCACUCUCUCUCUCUCCCUCUCUCUCACUCUCUGUUCUUUCGGUUACUAUUUAUAGCCAUUGCCACACAAACUAUGCGAAGCAUCCUCUUCACACUUUCUCUGACUCUCCCGUUUUCUCCGCCUUCCCUAAACAUCAAAUCUAAAAGCUUCAUUUUCCUUCGAUCUUCUCCUUCCUUUUUAGCCCUACCUCGCUCUUCUUCUCUUUCCAUUUCUCAUCUAAUCAUGUCUCAGGUAUUCCUUAAUUUCAUUAUGAUUUUUUCAGAAUUCGACUAUGGUUUGGUUAAUUUGUUGUUGUUGAUUGAAUUUGAGAAUUUGCAGAGCCAGGGCGGGCUUGAAGGACAACAGUGGAAACCGAAGCCAACCACGGACCAGCCGUCUCCCUCCGGUCUGGGCGCAUCGGUUGCGGCGGUUACCGAUAGAAUUGGUGGUUUGAGUAUUGCCGAAAGCAGUGGCCAGAGUCAUGUUGCGGAGCCAUUGCCAGUGCCGUUUGGUAAUGCGCAAGUGGUUAAUCAGUGUAACUUGCAAGGUCAACUGGCGAUAUGGAAGCCUAAGUCCUAUGGAACAGUAAGUGGAGCUUCAACUGUGGAAGUUGAAAAUGUGCCUUCUAAUGGAAUGCCGGUUGAUGUCCAGAGCAGUGCGUCUGGUAAAGCUUCGGUGGCAGCUCGGAAGAGUAGUGUUAACUUGAGUCAAUUCUUUAGGGGUAAUCUGUUAGAAAAUUUUGCUGUGGAUAAUUCGACUUAUUCACAAGCCCAAAUUAGAGCCACUUUCUAUCCCAAAUUUGAAAAUGAGAAGUCUGAUCAGGAGAUUAGGAUCAGAAUGAUAGAGAUGGUAUCUAAAGGGCUGGCUACAUUGGAGGUCACACUCAAGCAUUCUGGGUCUCUUUUUAUGUAUGCGGGUCAUAAGGGUGGAGCAUAUGCAAAAAAUAGCUUCGGAAAUAUAUACACUGCUGUUGGUGUCUUUGUUCUUGGUCGAAUGUUUCAUGAGGCAUGGGGAACCGCAGCUGCAAAAAAGCAAGCAGAGUUCAAUGAGUUUCUUGAGAGAAACCGAAUGUGUAUAUCAAUGGAAUUGGUAACUGCAGUUCUAGGAGACCAUGGGCAACGACCCCGAGAGGACUAUGUGGUGGUCACAGCAGUCACAGAGUUAGGCAAUGGAAAGCCAAAGUUCUACUCAACUCCUGAAUUGAUUGCCUUUUGUCGAAAAUGGCACCUUCCAACAAAUCAUGUUUGGUUGUUCUCAACAAGGAAAUCAGUAACGUCUUUUUUUGCUGCCUAUGAUGCACUAUGUGAAGAAGGAACAGCAACCACUGUAUGUAGGGCUCUUGAUGAAGUUGCUGAUAUUUCUGUCCCAGGUUCAAAAGACCAUAUAAAGGUGCAGGGUGAAAUCCUGGAGGGUCUUGUUGCUCGGAUUGUGGGUCCUGACAGCUCAAAACACAUGGAGGAUGUCUUGAGGGAACAUCCUCCUCCACCAGCUGAAAGAGCGGACCUUGAUUUGGGACUAAGUCUAAGAGAAAUUUGUGCUGCUAAUAGGGCAGAUGAAAAACAGCAAAUAAAAGCGCUACUUCAGAGCAUUGGCUCUUCUUUUUGCCCUGACAAUUCAGACUGGUUUGGGAUUGAAGGUGGUGAUACCCAAUCAAGAAAUGCUGACAGAUCUGUUGUUUCAAAAUUUUUACAAGCUCACCCCACUGAUUAUUCAACCAAGAAGUUGCAGGAAAUGGUUCGUUUGCUGAGAGAAAGACGCUUCCCAGCUGCUUUUAAAUGUUACCAUAACUUCCAAAAAAUUGAUUCUGUAUCAAGUGACAACCUUUUCUACAAGAUGGUUAUUCAUGUCCACAGUGACUCUGGAUUUCGGCGAUAUCAAAAAGAGAUGAGGCACAAGCCAGGGUUGUGGCCAUUGUAUCGAGGUUUUUUUGUUGACAUCAAUUUAUUCAAGGCAAACAAGGAGAGAGCUGCUGAAAUUGCAAAAAAUAACAAUAACAUGGAGGAAACUAUUAAUGGCAAUGAUGCUGUAUCUGCAAAAGAUGGUAUAGCUGACGAAGAUGCAAAUUUAAUGAUAAAAUUAAAAUUUCUUACAUAUAAGUUAAGAACCUUUUUGAUCCGCAAUGGUUUGUCGAUUCUUUUCAAGGAUGGUCCAUCUGCUUACAAGGCCUACUACCUGAGGCAGAUGAAAAUAUGGGGCACAUUGGCUGGAAAGCAGAGAGAACUCAGCAAGAUGCUUGAUGAAUGGGCUGUCUACAUCCGAAGAAAACAUGGAAAGAAACAGUUGUCAUCCUCAAUAUACCUUAGUGAAGCUGAGCCUUUUCUUGAACAGUAUGCAAGUCGAAGUCCAGAGAAUCAGGCUCUGAUAGGAUCUGCUGGAAGUUUAGUCAGGACUGAAGAUUUCUUGGCCAUUAUAGGAGACAGGGAUGAAGAGGGUGAUCUUGAGACAGAGCGAGAGGUGGCACCCCUGAGCCCUAUGUCCUCAGUCAAGGACACUGUUCAAAAGAAUGAGGGUUUAAUUGUAUUUUUUCCAGGAAUACCUGGUUGUGCUAAGUCUGCUCUUUGCAAGGAAUUACUAAAUGCCCCUGGAGGACUUGGAGACGAUCGCCCUGUCCAUAGUUUGAUGGGGGACCUUAUCAAAGGAAAGUAUUGGCAGAAGGUUGCUGAGGAGCGCAGGAGAAAACCAUAUUCUAUAAUGCUGGCUGACAAGAAUGCACCAAAUGAAGAAGUUUGGAGACAGAUUGAAGAUAUGUGCCGUAGCACCCGAGCGUCAGCUGUUCCUGUUAUACCUGAUUCUGAAGGAACGGAUUCAAAUCCAUUUUCUCUUGAUGCAUUAUCAGUUUUCAUUUUCCGUGUUCUUCAACGAGUUAAUCAUCCGGGAAAUCUGGACAAAGCAUCUCCAAAUGCUGGUUACGUGCUUUUAAUGUUUUAUCAUCUUUAUGAUGGCAAGAGUCAACAAGAGUUUGAGAGUGAAUUAAUUGAACGUUUUGGCUCUCUAGUGAAGAUGCCGUUGCUGAAAUCGGAUAGGAGUCCUCUGCCAGAUCCUGUGAGAUCAAUUUUGGAAGAGGGAAUAAAUCUAUACAGGCUUCACACCAACAAAUAUGGCAGAUUGGAAUCUACCAAGGGGUCAUAUGCAAAGGAAUGGGCAAAUUGGGAGAAGCGGUUGCGUGAAGUUCUAUUCAGCAAUGCGGAGUACCUCAAUUCCAUUCAGGUUCCUUUUGAGUCUGCAGUUAAGCAAGUGCUGGAACAGCUAAGAAAAAUUGCUAAGGGUGAAUACACAACACCAAUUAUUGAGAGGAGGAAACUUGGAACAAUUGUUUUUGCUGCUAUCGAUUUGCCAGUUCCAGAAAUCUGUAGUUCCCUCAACAAUUUGGCUCAGAAGAACCCCAAGGUUGAAGCCUUUCUUCAGGACAAGCACUUGGAGCACAACCUUAAGGAGACUCACUUGACCCUUGCCCACAAGAGAAGUCAUGGCGUUACAGCGGUAGCAAGUUAUGGACUGUUUCUCAAUCAGAAGGUCCCAGUAGAAUUGACUGCACUUCUCUUCACAGAUAAAAUGGCUGCCCUAGAAGCACAACCAGGUUCUGUUGAUGGCGAAAAAGUAGUUUCAAAAAAUGAGUGGCCGCAUGUUACCAUAUGGACCGCAGAGGGAGUAGCACCCAAGGAAGCCAACACACUGCCUCAAUUGUUCUCAGAGGGGAAAGCAACUCGUGUUGAAUUCAGUCCGCCCAUCACCAUAUCGGGCACAGUGCAAUUUUAUUGAGUUCAAUUUUUUUUUUUUCACAAAUUGGAUUUGAAGCUUAGUUUUUUAGCUGCUGAGAAGUAGUUUGUAUAGGCGAAAACAAGGUAAAUAUACAAUUGAAUUUUCUUUUAUGUUUGUAUCA
Molecule: messenger RNA, 3935 nt
Organism: Hevea brasiliensis (rubber tree)
Lineage: Eukaryota; Viridiplantae; Streptophyta; Magnoliopsida; Malpighiales; Euphorbiaceae
Product: tRNA ligase 1
Exons: 26
Coding region: 149-3814 (1221 amino acids)
Biological process (GO): tRNA splicing, via endonucleolytic cleavage and ligation
Molecular function (GO): RNA ligase (ATP) activity
Source: RefSeq, a predicted model, not a curated record